GGGUUACUUGGUAGGUGCUGUACAUAGGUUCGAGGUUAUCUUUUUCUGUCCGGUGAGUUUCGAGGGUAUAUAUACCAACUCGAACAGCAGUCAGGGAUGUACUGUACUGCAACCCCUUCAUUUUCAACCUCCAAGCAACUUCAUCUUACCUUUAGCCUACCCGAUUCUAUCGCAGAGCAAUCCAAUUCAAUCCAAUCCGCCACGAUCCGUGACAAGCUUCUCUUAGUCCCCCCAACCCCAAGUCUAAUUCCGUCUUCUGCAAAACACCAUAGAAUCAACAUGAAGCUCGUGUACCUCGUCUCGGUUUUCAUGGCCACAGUGGCAAUGGCAGCUCCGGUUCCAGACAUAGAUGCGGUGGCGCUGGGCGAGAAGCAGGUGCGACGCAGGGCCAUGAUGCUGGCCAGGAAUGAUACGCCUACCACCGGGAUCUCAAAGAAGGUCGAGGAAGCGCAGCAGCAGCAGCAGCAGCAGCAGCAACAGCAACAAGGGCAGCAGGGGCAGCAACAAGGACAGGGUCGGAAUUAAGUGGGAGUCUGGUCUGGGGAAGAGGGUUGUCAAGUCGAGCCGGGGAGGGGAGAAUAUUCCACAAGAUGGUUGCGGGGGUGCUUCGAUUAGGGCUGCAAGAAUGGAAGGAGGGUCUGGUUCGAGGCGGAGAUAUGGGUGACUACCUUAGGUAUUCUUGCUGGUGGUCGACUGUCCAUCGUACAUUGCUGGGACUCGGGAGAGUGAUCGUGUUUCCUUUGUUGGAUGCGUGUGCCCGGAUCGAAGGACGGCCGGAUUGGGUAAUAUGGGAGGCCGCGAUGUGCUACUUGCGUCGCAUGUGCAAGUUUUUUAUUGGGAGAUUGAUGGUUUCCAGAUAAAUUGCAGUGUGU
Molecule: messenger RNA, 872 nt
Organism: Aspergillus fijiensis CBS 313.89
Lineage: Eukaryota; Fungi; Ascomycota; Eurotiomycetes; Eurotiales; Aspergillaceae
Exons: 3
Coding region: 97-525 (142 amino acids)
Source: RefSeq, a predicted model, not a curated record